GAUCACGCCAGCACGCGGCGAGCCAGAGCAAAGACCAUUCCCGAACCGCAAGCCGAACCCACGCCGCGAGCCCAAGCAGGGAUCACAAUCGCAGUGAAAGUAACACCAGCGCAAAAUUGGACGACCAUUAUCAAGGCACCCCGCCCCGCACCCGCGAGCGGAGGGAAAAGGACAAAAAGACCAUGUUGUCACGGGCGCUGCAAAAGGCAAACACGGCCGUCCUGCUCGACAAUGCCCAAAACUUCGAGGGCGCCAUGGAGGCGUACGAGGACGCGUGCAAACUCCUGCAGCAGGUCAUGGUCCGCAGCUCUCAGGAGGAGGACAGGCGCAAGUUGGACGCCAUUCGUGUAACAUAUACCAACCGGAUAGAAGAGCUCCGUCGACUUGACCCUGCCUACACCCAUGGCAACGGCAAGUCACUGCCCGCUCGCCCUAUGAGUGGGGAAUCGCUGGACGAACACCGCUCAAUGCUCUUACUAGAGGACGAUGACGAAGAGCCUGCAGUAAUACAAACUGCCUCUGUUUCUCGAAUCGUAAACGACGCCUCGGUAUACGAAAACUCCUUCGCCGGCGAACCAGAACAACCCCCUUCACACCAAUUGCCCCUGCGCAGUGACUACCAAGGUCCCCGCGAGUCGGUCAUCUCAACUGCCAUCCGCGAUGUGCAAAAAGGUAUGCAAAACUCGCAAUUCAGUCUACAGCCACCGCCUGCUAGACUUGGGCCUUCAGCUACGUCUGGUCGCUCUUCGGUUGCCGAAUCAGCAAUGGAUCGCACAUACAUGCCCCCACCCCUCUCGCCAAGGAGAUCAAAAUCACCCCUAUUCGACAGCCAGAGUGAAUCCAGACCUGACGAGCCCGGCCGGUUGUUGCAACCGCAGCAGACACUAGAAACCAAUCACCAGCGAGUCCACAGCAACGAGUCUACAUCAUGGCUUGACACCAUAGACGAAUCUGGAGGCUCCUCAUGCUCCUCUUCGGUGCACUCCAUGUCCCCGGGAGGGCCACGCCGAAAACACCUACGGAACCCAAGUGGAGAGACCGAAGCAGAGUUUGACGCGGCGCUCGAUGCUGCCGUUGAAGCUGCGUACGACGACGGUUACGAACCUUAUGAUGACGACAUGUCCACGCCAGCCGAUCUGAUAUCGGCCAAGAUGCGAAACGUGGAAAUGGCCAAGGAGCGCGUACGGGAAGCAGAACGCGAAGAGGCUAUUGCAGCGGCCAAAUAUCGUUACAAAGAAACCCAAAUCCGCAAUGAGGCAUUGCCACACGUACGCGAGACUGCCGAAAUCACCCUCAACGACGAGGCGGAAGAGGAGGAAAGGCUACUCGAUGAGAUGACCAGAGAGUACAUGCUGGACGGUUUCGAUUUCGACUUGCAAACAAAAUCAGCGCUGCCACGACAGUCAGACUCGAGCAACUUUUCUGGAAGCACAUACAACAGUUCAGUGUCCUCGCACAGGACAACAGGCGGGACGUCGCUCUCAACUGUUACCGAAGUGGUCCACCCGUCAUCCAAACCACCGCCCGUACAUUCUCCUCCUGCGGUCCCCGCCCCGUCUGGUGCUCUGCCUGCACUGCCCCCAGUUCUCGAGUCACAAGCAUCCAAUACGACCGAUGCAGCAGAGGUUACUCCCCGGCCCAACACCGCAAGCAAGGACGCCGCUUCUGUGCGAAGCCGCAGAUUAUCAGGGCAAAACGCCAAAUCGCUCAAGAUCGAGACAUCUGUGCUCAAUAUUCCGCCUGCGCCCCAUACGGAGAAACCGCCCGUACCAGCAAAGGACGUGCCCAUUGAUCUUCCUGCACAACCAAAGUCUGCUGCUGCUGCAUCGUUUAGCACUAGCAAGCCUUCCCUGGAUUCGACAUUCAAGUUGCCUGCACUGCCGCAAAUUGCCCAACAGACCAGUCUUGCCGCUCCUUCACCACAGCCCGCACUGUAUAGUCCUUCUGAGAAUGGUCCUAGUCCGUCGCCAAUGCUACACGGUGUCUCAAGCGAGCCUGGUCUUGUGCCAGGUUCCCCGAAAACCGGAAAAACCCCAGCCUUGGGUAUUAGAAAAAACAAAUCUUCGCUUAGCUUGAAGCAGCGGAAUUUGUCCAUGUCUAGCCCAGAUGGCUCAGAUGUAUCCAUUGGAACGCCGCUCAGCACAACCUUUUCCGUCACCGGACGGAAACCUAGCAACGCCGGACUGCCCAUCCCAACUCCUAGCCUUCCUACGUUUAACAUUGAUGGUCUCCCGAGCGGUGGAAUGCACCUGUUUGAGAGCGAUAUUCACUCGCCCUUUUCUCCUGGCUCGCCCAGUCCAGCAAUCACAAAUGCACCCAUUCCACUGGAGCCGUGUCCGGACUCGUAUUUGUUGAGGCCAUUCUGGUUGAUGCGAUGCUUCUAUCAGACUAUCGCGCACCCCCGUGGUGGUUACCUCUCAACCAAGCUUUUCAUUCCUCGCGAUGUCUGGCGCGUCAAGGGUGUCAAACUGAAGAACGUUGAAGACAAGAUCGCCAACUGCGACAUGCUCACAGCAGCCCUGCAGAAGCUAGCUGCUGUUGACACAAACGAUGCGGAUGCUGUGCUAGAAGAGAUGCAGUCUCUAGAACUAGUGCUUGACCAGGUACAGGCUCAACUAGCCAAGAAGCUGGGUAACGAAGUUGGCAUACAAUCUGUAUCAAUCCUCUUCAAAGAUGCAACUACCGUGGGCGAAGGCACAGCAUCUGCAGACGGCGUUUCCAAGGGCCCAACAACUAGCCAAGACUUUGUACCCAAGGGCGCUGUUGCCCAGGGCAAGUCGUACCUGGCGUCAUGGCGCAAACUACGGUCCAAGAACUCUGGUGUCAAUCUCGCCAACAUGGCUACCGGUACCACGAGGAGUACAGAGGUGCCCAAGGAUACGCUUGUCAUGGCUACCCUUCCCAUGACGAGUUUGACAAGCAUACGUUUUGCAAAGCGCGACAUUUCGGGUAUGAACUUUGAGGGCCCCAAUGCAGGAUACAUGGGAUCUUUGGCGCGCUUGUUCGAUGCAGUUCAGAUACUGGAUCAAAUCGCGCGUCAAGUCGAAGACCCAGGUCUCAAGCACUCUUCACCUACUCAUGUUGGACUCGAACUGUCAACUCGCCAUGCCGCAGAGUUCUUUGGCUUCUACAUUUGUCGUUUUGUCCUUUCCGACGUGACGCUUAUGCUGGACAAGUUUAUCAAGAGAGGGAGUGAGUGGGUUUUGGUUUAA
Molecule: messenger RNA, 3212 nt
Organism: Bipolaris victoriae FI3
Lineage: Eukaryota; Fungi; Ascomycota; Dothideomycetes; Pleosporales; Pleosporaceae
Exons: 2
Source: RefSeq, a predicted model, not a curated record